AUGAAGAGGAAUUUGACCUCUGCAUUUUCCACGCGGGCUUUGCUUGAGCAAGAGAGCAUUGUCGAUCGCUGUGUCAACGACUUCGUCACUACGAUUGGAUCUGCAGAGGGGUCACAGAUGAAGGGGCUCAAUAUGACGAAGUGGUACGAAAUGAUCUCCUUUGACAUUCUGGGUGAAAUGGCCUUUGGAGAGUCGUUCCAUGCAGUUGAAAGUAAACCGCAUUUCUGGUCAGAGCUUAUAGUCAGCCAUCUGUACUUCAUCACGGUUCUUGAUAACCUGCGACGAUAUCCCUCGUUCGUCACCAUGGGAAAGUUCCUCCUGCCAUUUGCUACCACCUCGGUCCGAGACAAGCAUUCUGGUUACACUAGGGAGAAGGUGAACCAUCGCCUUGCUGCCAAGUCUCCUCGGAAAGAUUUCAUGACGACAUUGACUAGCAAGGUAUCCACAGGCGAGAUCAGCAAAGAAGAGAUGACUGCUCACGCUUCGACUCUUGUCAUUGCUGGAGGCGAGACAACCUCGACAUUUCUUGCGGCUACGACCUAUUACCUGCUUACAACUCCGAAGGCUUACCGUGCCCUCCAACGGGAGAUCCGAGAUGCAUUUUCUACUUACGAAGAGAUCGAUGCAAGUUCAGCCCAAAAGCUACCAUACCUGCAGGCAGUCAUUUCGGAAGGACUCAGAAUGUAUGCUCCGGGAUCUCAAGGCUUUCCUCGUGUGUCGGCAGGUGUGGAGAUUGAUGGCCAUUGGGUUCCACCAGGGGCGGAGAUGUACACAAGCGCUUGGACGGUCACUCACGACUCGCAAUACUUCAAGGACCCAUUUUUAUUCAAUCCCGAGCGUUGGAUCGAUGAAGAUAGCACAGACGUGAAAGAAGCCAGUCAACCAUUUUCUCUGGGACCGAGAGGCUGCCUAGGGCGAAACUUUGCAUAUAUGGAGAUGAAUCUCAUACUCGCGAAAUUGCACUGGACGUAUGAUUUCGAGCUGGUUGACAAGAGUCUGGAUUGGGAGGGGAGUAGUCACUUGCACGUUAUGUGGUGGAAGCCAGAUCUUUGGGUGAAAGUGCUACCUAGAACAGAAAUACUGGAACCAUAUGGACCUAAUGUGGCCACGGCAGAGGGAAAGACAUAUCAAUUUCAUGUACGAAUCACGGCACCGCCCUUCGGAGACAUGAGUGGUGCAAAUGACCUCGUCUUCGCGGAGACUAUGACUCAGACUGAGCGACUCAUGCAAUCGUGGUCGAGUAAGCCGUCUGAUGAGCUUCAGUUCGACGUCAACGGCCUCACCCUGGCGGUUAUAUCCAUGGCAGGGUUCGGGAAGCGUCUGGACUGGACAUCCAACCAAGAUGAUACUUCAAACAUACCUUCUGGCUACGAUAUGAGCUUCUUGAGAGCCAUAAGCGACACGACGGGCUACAUGACAGCUAUCCUGUUGCUGCCAAAGUGGUUGCUACGCCUCACACCAUUGAAGUGUGCAGCCGUGGCGCACGAGAACCUCGAUCGGUACAUGCGAGCAAUGAUUCGGGCGGAGCGGGAAAGAAUCCUUUCUGAUAAUGCAUACGAGUCUGUUUCGGCUCGCGGCAAUCUACUGACGUCGAUUCUCAAGGCCUCAGCCCUGGAGGCGGCCGAGAAUGCAAGGAAGGAUUCCUCAGCUCGUAAAGAAGCUUUUACCGAGGAUGAAGUUAUGGGCAACUUGUUCAUCUACCUGCUCGCAGGGUAUGAAACGACAGCAAACGCUAUAUUGUACGGCCUGAUAGUGCUAGCGGUAAGGCCAGGCAUACAAGCCAAAUGCAUCGCUGAGGUGGACCGCAUCUAUGCCGAGGCCGCCAGUCAGUCCAGAUCCACGUUGACGUACGCAGAGGACUUCGACAAACUAGAGUACCUCUACGGGUUCAUGUACGAGACGUUCCGAUUGUAUCCUGGAGUCAUCAUGAUCACCAAGAUGGUCAAGAAAGACACUGUCGUGACAGUCCCUGGCGACGGCUCUAAGCAACAACCACGAAGCAUAGUACUACCACGCGAAUGCCGCGUCUACCUUAAUUCUCCGGCAACACAGUACUCCGAGGCUUACUGGCCUGACCCUGAGACGCUUGACCCUCAUCGUUGGGACAGAGUUGCGCGGCCUGAUGGCUCGUCCGAGAAAGAGGGCAAGCAUAACGUUGUUGCGGCGGACAAGACACGUCAAAUGCGUGGUACGUUUCUCACUUUCUCAGACGGGUCACGAGCUUGCCUUGGCCGGAAGUUUGCUCAGGCUGAGUAUAUCGCGUUUCUUGCAACUCUUCUUCGGGAGUACGAAGUUGCGCUUGGUGAUGAGAUGGAUCGAGAUCUCGCGGAGAAGGACCUAAAUUUGCGCUGUGCGGGCAAGGUCACACUGGCUCCAAAUGACCACUUCAAACUCAAGUUAGUCAAACGUCAUUGA
Molecule: messenger RNA, 2415 nt
Organism: Didymosphaeria variabile
Lineage: Eukaryota; Fungi; Ascomycota; Dothideomycetes; Pleosporales; Didymosphaeriaceae
Exons: 5
Coding region: 1-2415 (804 amino acids)
Molecular function (GO): heme binding; iron ion binding; oxidoreductase activity, acting on paired donors, with incorporation or reduction of molecular oxygen
Source: RefSeq, a predicted model, not a curated record